UCUGAAUCCCCUUGUCCUUGGUUCACUUAGUAAUAUAAAGAACUGGGGAAAUAUGGUUGACACCCAAUAAUCUCGGUCCUGCAGGGUAUGACCGUGUGAAGACGUCACCGGUUACAUUACCGAUGAUCAAAACAUAAAUCAACGUCCAACGAGUGCCACUAAGGAGAAUUGGUUAAAUGCAGGUAGCACAAGUUCCAAUCUACAUUCUCGCUACUUAAUAUUUUCAAAGUCGACAUAAUCUUGCGAACAACAUCUCCUCACGCUUCGCCCAUUCACAUUGAUUAACCAGAUUCCGAUACAACAUGAAUCCAAUCUUGCGCAGUGGCUCCAUAUUGAGGGUAGCCAAUUCGUCGAUUCCUUCCCUCUACCGUUCCCGGAAGGUCACUCCUCUGUCAUGGCGGACUUACGCUCAGAGUUCCUAUGGCGGGGAAGGGGAGACUGAAGCUCAACAGCCGAACAACCCUCGGAAUACCCCAACUCGGGACAUUGAACAUCCAGGGCCAUCUGCCCCAGAUGUCAGCAAGGGCUCAACAGCAUCUUCACGCUCUCAGCCUCGAUCUACUUCGACAUCCCAAGAAGAUCGAGAUAAGGAAGAUUCAGAAGGCAACGUGCGGUCAGAUGUUCCUAAUGAUGUAAAGAAACAUAACGAAGAGAUGGAGCACCGGUAUGAUCGACCUUACAAUCAACUAGGGAAUGAAGGGAAGCCACCGAAGGGGUUUUGAGAAAGGCCACAAGCUUGGACGAGUGGUGUGGUUUGUGGCGAUAUCCCUUGCCGUCGGAUGGAAUUGGGAAAGUUACUAUAUGAUUGAUUAACGGACCGAGGUUCAGAAAAUGAAACUAUUUGAAAAUGUUAUCUGGCGGAUUAUAAUAGUUAGGCUUCUAAUUUACGGUGUAGACCCGAGCGCGCAAUAUGUUUUACGCCCCAGGGCAGGGCCUCAG
Messenger RNA from Aspergillus caelatus, 939 nucleotides. RefSeq lists its product as uncharacterized. Bases 303 to 722 code for a protein of 139 amino acids. Lineage: Eukaryota; Fungi; Ascomycota; Eurotiomycetes; Eurotiales; Aspergillaceae. The transcript is spliced from 3 exons. The record is from RefSeq and is a predicted model, not a curated record.